Cherax quadricarinatus is the source of this 1746-nucleotide messenger RNA. The record is from RefSeq and is a predicted model, not a curated record. NCBI's taxonomy places the organism in Eukaryota, Metazoa, Arthropoda, Malacostraca, Decapoda, Parastacidae.
AUGACAACCUUAAAGGAGGGUACGGAUGACAACCUUAUAGGAUGGGUAGGAAUGAAACCUUCCACAGGUGCCUUCAGCAGUCGCCUUAGGAUGAGGUCGAAAAAUAUAGUAUUCUUUAACUUGCCUGUAGGAGAGAAGCUGCAUGUACGCAUUUGUCUGCCAGUGCCGCUGUACCAUUGUUUUGGUUGUGUUGGUGGAGUUAUAGCUGGCGCUCUGUAUGGAGCAACCUGCGUCCUCCCCAGUGAAGCCUUUGAUCCCGAGGUUUGCCUUCAGGUGAUACAAGACGAGAGAGCGUCUUCUUGCUACGGUACACCCACGAUGUUCGUCGACAUACUGAAUGUUCAGCGCAGGAAGCCCAGAGACGUAAGCUCCUUGUCAGCAGGAGUCAUGGCUGGUGCUCCGUGUCCCCGGGAACUAGUCAUGGCAGUCAUGAAUGAACUCAAUAUGAAGGGACUUACGUUGGUGUAUGGAAUGACAGAAACGAGUCCAGUGACCUUCCAGUGUUUCCAGUCAGACUCUCCACAAGUCAGGUCCUCUACAGUAGGUUAUCCUGGUGAACAUAUCGAGACUAAUAUAUAUAUUUACCACAGCGGAAGCUACAAGUUUGGAGAUCUGUAUGGCGCUGGUGAUAGUUGCCACAAGACGAUGCUCGCAGACAUUGCUACCAGAGUUAAAUUCGAUGAUCCUUUCAAUAUUCAGUUUACUUCUGGUACGACUGGCUUACCCAAGGCUGCUGUCCUCACCCAUCACAUGGUCAUCAACAAUGCUUAUAGCACAGGCAGGCGAGCAGACUAUGACAAAAGUCAUGUACGCAUUUGUCUGCCAGUGCCGCUGUACCAUUGUUUUGGUUGUGUUGGUGGAGUUAUAGCUGGCGCUCUGUAUGGAGCAACCUGCGUCCUCCCCAGUGAAGCCUUUGAUCCCGAGGUUUGCCUUCAGGUGAUACAAGACGAGAGAGCGUCUUCUUGCUACGGUACACCCACGAUGUUCGUCGACAUACUGAAUGUUCAGCGCAGGAAGCCCAGAGACAUAAGCUCCUUGUCAACAGGAGUCAUGGCUGGUGCUCCGUGUCCCCAGGAACUAGUCAUGGCAGUCAUGGAUGAACUCAAUAUGGAGGGACUUACGUUGGUGUAUGGAAUGACAGAAACGAGUCCAGUGACCUUCCAGUGUUUCCAGUCAGACUCUCCACAAGUCAGGUCCUCUACAGUAGGUUAUCCUGGUGAACAUAUCGAGUUUUUAGCUCUUGCUGCCUUGAAACACGGAUUAGAGCAACACCUGGCCAUUUGUAAUGCUCGGGAGAAGACCGGUUUGUCGUAUAUGAGUCGCAACAUCAACCUCAGACCUGGUGACCAGGAGGAACCUCCAAAAACCUCAUUAUCUUCAUUAUCGGACCAGCAGCUCUUGUCCUUCAUAACACGAGUUGAAGCAGCGCACAGAGAAAAUGUUGGCACUAUUGAAGAAUCCAUCUUGAGUCAUCAUAUAAUGGAGAAAGAGAUGACUAGACCAGGCUAUGGUCCUAGUGUAGUACGUCAUCUGAGCCAGAACUCUUCUAUACUUGGCCACCUGGAGAACUCUGCACUACUCAACACAUCCAUCACACCAACUUGCUUUAUAGAGUUUGGUGCUGGCAGAGGUAAGCACACUAUACAGAUAUAUUUAGCUAAAGAAGUUGUAUUGUUUGUAAUUUUUCUAAGUCAAAUUCAAUAUAAAGAUUUACAGUAUUUCACAAUUAGAGUUACACAGGUAUAA